Phytophthora nicotianae INRA-310 is the source of this 282-nucleotide messenger RNA. RefSeq lists its product as hypothetical. The transcript has a single exon. The record is from RefSeq and is a predicted model, not a curated record. The coding region runs from base 1 to 282 and encodes 93 amino acids. Lineage: Eukaryota; Oomycota; Peronosporomycetes; Peronosporales; Peronosporaceae.
AUGGGCGAAACGUCCUACCUGGUUAACAACGCUCAAUUCACAGAGGGCAAUGGUGCGCUGGGGUUGCGGGUAGGACCAAACAUGCUUCUUUCCAGUGCUACUGCGGCUAUGAAUAUGGAGAAUAGCAAUCAUAUAAUUAACAUCAUCCCUCCGGACAGCGACGACUCCGUGAACAUGGUGUCAUCUCGACUGAGGGAAUCGAAGAACGGCGCUAGAUUAGGAAUGCUCAGGCAGCUACGCGCAGCAUCAAGUAUCUGCACAAGCUCAAGCAACGCGGCAUGA